Messenger RNA from Chiloscyllium plagiosum (whitespotted bambooshark), 1066 nucleotides. NCBI's taxonomy places the organism in Eukaryota, Metazoa, Chordata, Chondrichthyes, Orectolobiformes, Hemiscylliidae. The record is from RefSeq and is a predicted model, not a curated record.
AUCGACCCGUUAAUUCUAUUCCUCUGUCCACACGGACUCACAAACCCACACAACAUCCCCAGCAUUUUGUUUCACUUCAAUUGGGACAGUCUUGACCGUCUGACACGUCCGCCCCUCAGAAUGGGGGCACAAUCCUAGUGUCGGACACUUCCGCCCCGCUGGAUGGGUCGGACGGUUUUUAGUGUUGAACAGUCUCUGGUGCCAGACACUUCCGCCCCGCAGGAUGGAGCGGAAGUUGGCAGAAUGGCGUGCCAGGCAGAUGUUGUCGAGGCCGCGGAAGGACAGGGCGUUUUGGGGAGAUCGCGGAGUUUUCAGCGCCUUGUUGGAGUGGUUCCGGUCCCCGAGGGAUGAGGCAGAGUCCCGGCAGCAGUCCCCCGAGAGCAGUGUAAAGGAAGAAAUUGACCACAGUUGGUCCAAUGAGAGAUCUCUAGCAGAACCUGUUGAAUCUGAUCACUCUAUCUUCACAGCCGUGACGAUCCUGAAAUUCCUGCUCUGGCUGGUCCUACUCGGUCUCUUCAUUGAGCUGGAGUUUGGCCUGGCAUAUUUCGUACUGUCAAUGUUUUAUUGGAUUUAUGUUGGGACCCGAGACCCAUCCAAGAAGAAGCAAGGUGAAGUUAGCGCAUACUCUGUGUUCAAUCCUGGCUGUAAGGCUAUUGAAGGUAGUCUGACAGCAGAGCAGUUUGAGCGAGAACUUCAGUACAGACCCAUGGCUGGCAGUUGCCAUGAUAUAACUAUAGGAGGAAGUGGGCCAGAUCUUCUGAUCCAUAGUGAUGCUACACACAUCAAUUCUGACAGCAGAGACCAUUGUGGCCUACUGUUUUUUGCAUUUGGGACUUUGGAUUUUGACUGGAAUAAUGAAGUAUUGGUGCAGCCAUCCAGGGAAAAUACUGGCAAAGUGAAGCAGCAGAGAAGUUAUACCCCACCAAACACCUCCCCUUUUACAGCAUCAACUGCCUUAUUCAGAAUCCUAUUGAUAUACAGAUAAGCAAAACAGUGGGGUUUCUACAUCGGCAGCUUACCAUUGGCAGGACCAAUACCGAUCCAAACUAGAGACCAGACAGACACC